AUGUUCACAUCGAAAGUCCACCAAGCGGAAAUAUACCUCCUCAUUCCCCCAACACCUGAGGUACGUUUACACGAAUCUGUUUCAACUCCUCACCAUUAUCCAUCUCAUACUACAAUGCCUAUUUCAAUUGCACCUCCUCCCCCAACGGUUACUUCUCAACCUACUUCAACUCCACCAAUUGCUUCAACUGUUCCUCUUCCACCUCCAAUCAUCACACAAGCAACACCACAACCACUACGACCAAACCUCCGGUUGUUGUUAAUGUAUCUGAUAUGGGGACACCUACCGAAGCAUGAUGACUCCAUCCAACAGGCAACCAAGGCGGUGGAUUCCUCUUCUUUAUCUUGUAAGAAUGCUUCUAUUAAUGUGGCAAAAAUAAUUGAAGAUUCCCAAAUGUUUCUUGAUUCUCUUACGGGAGUUGCUAAGUCCAAUGCUAACAAGGCCAAUUCUGUUGUUGAUUCUCUUUCAAAGUCACUUCAAGAUGAGCAUCAAAAAAUUGAGAUGGUGCGUGAUUCUCUAAAAGCUGAUCAGACUGCUUUCCUCCCAUCCAUCUCCUGUCGCCUUGAUAAACUGCAAAAUGAACUCGCUAUGGAAAAUAAAGUCAUGGACGAACUGGCUCUCAAAACCACUCAGGUCAAAACUCAAGCUUUACAACUCACCCAGGUUCAAAAAGAGAUUGAUUAUCUCAAAUCAUAG
Molecule: messenger RNA, 696 nt
Organism: Lactuca saligna
Lineage: Eukaryota; Viridiplantae; Streptophyta; Magnoliopsida; Asterales; Asteraceae
Source: the annotation of a GenBank genome assembly